AUGGACACCGACACGACCAACGACGCGACGCGCUUCUGCCGCCUGCUGGCCCGCGCGUUGCGCCGUCGCCUGCAGCCUGCAGACGGCUUUGGCCGCCUGCCCGAGGCUCGGCACGGUCCGAGCAGCGAGGAGGCGGCGAGGUGCGUGGUCAGGGCUGCGGGUGCGAGCGGCUGCGGUGGCCUCUUCGACCGGGAGGCGCUACCGUGCAGCGUCGGCGCGGAGGACGGCGCAAUCUACCGCAUGUGGCGCUGGCUCUCCGUCGCUUGGCCGCUCAACAUUCUGCUGUACGUGCUCACGCUUCCGCUCGCGGAGCUGCUCUGGUGCCUCGCCAGCCGGCACUACCUCCGCGCGCUGACGCCGUGCCACAAGCCGCUGCUCUUCUACCUCGUGCUGCAGUCCAACAUGCGGCUCACCGGAAGGAGCCUCCGCCGCCGCGGCUUCCGCCUGCACCGCAGAGGGAACCUGCGCUACUGGCACAGGCCGGCAGGGAGAGUAAGCCGGCGGGAGCCGCCUCCGAUGCCCGUCGUCUUUUUCCACGGCGUGCUCGGCUUCCUCCCGUACGGGCUCACGAUCGACCUGCUCGCGGAGAUGCACGCCGGCGCGAUCUACCUUCCAAUCUUCCCGACGCCGCUGCAGCUGCCGGAGCUGGUCGUCUCGCUGCGCGGGAUGCUCUGCGGUGCGCGCGCCGCCUUCCUCGCCAACUCGGUCGGGAGCGGCUUGCUCGGCGCCGUGCUCGAGCGCGCGCCCGAGCUGGCCGGCGCCGCCGUCUUUUCGGACCCGAUCUGCUUCGAGCUCUCGUCGGGGGAUCGGGCCAUGGUCGUGCUCGAGCCGUCCGUCCAGUUCUGCUUCCGGCGCACGUUUUGGUGGACGCACAACUACAUCCACCCCGCCGACCUGCCUUGCGACGCGCUGGUCGUGCUCGGCGGCUGCGACACGGUCGCCGACCCGCACGACGUGCGGCAAGCGCUCGAGGCGUACCAGCGCGGCUGCGUCGAGCGCGGCGAGACGCCUCGCGUGCGGCUCGAGUGGCACGAGGGCUGGCUGCACGGAGGGCUGCACAGCGACGAGGCGGCGCAGCGGCGCAUCAUCCGCGACGUGCUCACGAGGCCGUGGGAGGCGCACGGAGAGGGCGGGCAGCGAGAAGCUUGA
Molecule: messenger RNA, 1149 nt
Organism: Emiliania huxleyi CCMP1516
Lineage: Eukaryota; Haptophyta; Isochrysidales; Noelaerhabdaceae
Exons: 5
Coding region: 1-1149 (382 amino acids)
Source: RefSeq, a predicted model, not a curated record